Messenger RNA from Paramecium pentaurelia, 890 nucleotides. Lineage: Eukaryota; Ciliophora; Oligohymenophorea; Peniculida; Parameciidae. The record is from the annotation of a GenBank genome assembly.
AUGUUAUCUUUAUUAAUUGUUGAAUCUGAGUUUUCCAGAGAUAGCUCACAAGAACCUAAUAGUAUAGCCCUUGAUAUUCUUAGUAAUUUUAUAGGUUGGACCUAUAUAUUCUGCUGGUCUUUUAGUUUUUAUGGAUAAUUGUAUGAAAAUUACAAAGUGAAAAAGUAAACUAAUUCUGUAAAUUUAAAGCGUAAAGGGAAUUGCAUUUGAAUUUUUAGGUCUUAACUUAACUGGAUACUUGUUUUUAAGUGCUUAUAGCUCGGCUGGUUAUUAUAAAGGAGGGGAUAGCGGUUGGCCAUUCAGUGGUAAUAUUACUUUAUAGGAUCUCAUUUUUGCGUUUCACUCUGUAGGAAUCACAAUCCUCACUAUACUUUAAAUAGCUUAUUAUUAUAAAGAAGGAGAUAACCCAGGUGUCAGUUUAUGGUGUAUAAUUGUGUUGAUAACUCUAUGGUCUUCGACAAUACUGUAUAUAGUUUUGACAUGGAUUUUCGGUUGGGAAGUGAUUUUUAAAUAAGAAAAAUUAAAUGUCCUAUAUUGGAUGGGAUAUGAGAAAUUAUUUGUUACUCUAAUAAAAAACAUUCCUUAAGUUUAUUUGAAUUAUAAGCGAAAAUCAACGGUGGGUUGGAGUAUAUUCAAUAUACUAUUAGCUUUUUUUGGAGGUAUUUUAUCAUUUUUACAAAUGCUAAUUGAUCAAAUUAAUGGAAGUAAAUAUAUCAUUAAGUUAGUAAGAAAGUGCAAAUCUAGUUGAUAUGAACAUUGUUAAAUUUAUUUUGAAUUGGAUAGUUUUGGGUUUUGAUUUAAUCUUCAUAUUAUAGCAUUACUUAUUAUACCAUCCCAAAAGGAAUAAAACAAAAGAUAUUAAAGAUGAAUAUUAAUAAAUGAAAGAAUGA